Paramuricea clavata is the source of this 4673-nucleotide messenger RNA. NCBI's taxonomy places the organism in Eukaryota, Metazoa, Cnidaria, Anthozoa, Malacalcyonacea, Plexauridae. The record is from the annotation of a GenBank genome assembly.
AUGCCACUAAAAGGAUUUCUAAGUAAACUUGGAAGACGAAAGAGCCCAGGCUUGUUUUCUUCGGGACUUCCUAGUCACGAUGAAUGCAAAGAAGAGCACAAGAAAAUCUUCCGUCCUACUCUGGACACACUGGUAAGAAAAUUUGCUACAAAAAGGAGGCUCUUUGAUCAGAAUUAUCCUUUAAACAUCUUGGCAUUCUUAGAGGAUAUUGGUUUUUUUAAAGAACUUAGAUCUACUUAUCCAAACGUAGAACUGAGUAUAGAUAUGCAAGAUAAUUCCCUAAAUGCAAAAUUAUGUCUGAAGGGACGGGGCGAGGAGUUUGAUGCUGCUUGUAACAAAUUAUUUUGGAAACUGGGAGAAAUUACUAAAAGUGCCUUACCAUUUGACGACAGAAGAAUAUGGGAUGCGAUAGCGGAUACUCGAGUGCAGGAACAUAUCAAGAGUGUUUUAACUUUAAAGAAUAUUAGGGCACAGGUUUGUCAACUUAUUAUCAAUUAUUUUAAACUAUACAUUCACUCAAUGUCUCUUUUCGCAUUUUUCAUUUAUACACUAGCUUAAUAUAGGCCUACUCUUACUUCUAAAUCUGCUUUAUUUUCAUUGCUUUACAGCACUGUAAACACUUGCUUCACUAUACACUACACUGCACACCGGCAACUCUACCCACUCCGCUCUGCUCCACUUCACUUUACUCCACCGUUUCGCUCCACCAUGUUAGAUUAAUGCUUUACUUUGCUUCAUCCAAUCCUCUUCUUUCAUCAUUUUCACUCAACUCCAGUUUCCACAAUGCCACUGACCUAGUCCAUUCAGAUUUUCCCCGAUAUACUCUACUCUGUUGCUAUCCACUCAUCCUCUGUUCCAAUCAUGCACCUCCACUUCCUUGCUUAUUGCUCGUUCUCUCUCCUCUUAAUUCCAACUCAUUCCUGUCCUCAGUUAAUUUAUUUUGCUCAAUUACACAUCUUAAUUAAUUCUCUAACCUAAGUGCACUUUAAUUUAGAGUAGUUAUAAAUAAUACCUCUGCACACAUUUAAACAUUUGGGGCUUUCUUUGUCUUUGGCGGAGCCUCAGCUUCGUUAAGUAAAAAAAAUGCCCCUCUGUAACCCCUAGCCUGCAUCCACUGUACAUUUAUUGCUGGAAUCUCUUGUAUAGUGACUAGCAUGUAAGCAUUCGCCACGUUUUUAUAGGAUGUACGUUUUUGGUUCAAAAUUUCGUAUGCAAAAUUUUGAAGCAACAUUUCUGACACUACUUCAGAUUGUUAUAUACAGCUAUUUCAUUUUUAAAGCCUGCCAUAUAGUCAUUUGUACUUUCCCAGUGCGAACAGCAAGUUGAGUAUACCUAAAAUUUUAGCUAUUUAAUUAGGUAGAUUGCGACCAUAGCUCCUUUUUGCUUCGGAAAUUCCCAGAGGUUUAUAUCAGUGUACUUAGUAAGAAGCUGCGUGUCAGAAGCUGCUUAGUAAGAAGCUACGUGUCCUAUUAUUUCUGUCAAGAAAAGAUGCAGUUCCCCAAAAGUCUGGUUGUCAACUUAAAACCACAGUUUUGCUAUACCAACUACCAAACAGUUGAUUUGAUGAACUGUAUGACUUGUAAAUAUACAACUAAUAAAUGUGAUAAUGCAUGCAUGCUCACCACUUGGUAAUUCCACGAAGCGAUUUCAAUUAAAUUAAAUUAAUAAAUUAAACUGUAUACAUUUCACCCUCUACAAUUUACUUUAUUAAAAUAUCCCCUUCCCAUUAUACUCAGGGGCGUAGGAAGCAUCAAAAGAUUGGGAGGGCACCGGCUUCUAGGGGCACUUUAGGCUAUUGAAAAGGGCACCUAAAAAACUUUUUCCGGAAAUGUUGGCGACGGGGGGGGGGGGAAGAGGAAGAGAAAAAUUUUCCCGUCGUACCAUACCGAUAUUGCACGUUUUUGACCAAAUUUUUUUAAAAAAACUUGGAAAUUUCCAAACAAAAAGGGCACCUUUGGUGUUAAUUUAGUAUUUACAGCGACAUUAGCUUGCACAAAAAGGGCACUUUUCAUCACAAAAAAGGGCACUUUUCAUCACAAAAAAGGGCACUUAUAGUCCUUUGAUAAAAAAUUGGGGGGGGGGGCACGUGCCCCCGUGCCCCACCGGUUCCUACGCCCCUGAUUAUACUCUUCGCACUUGGAUUGUACAUUUGACUAUAGCUUGAGACACUGUUAAUUGAAACAGAUGUACAACUACCUAGCUCUGUAUAAGGCGAAAACUCAGAAAAAUGUCAGUUUUACAAUAGAAUCUAUAGUCUUUCACUCCUCAAGUGGGGCCAUUCAACAUGGCGCCCGGUCUCAAAACAUGACGUACUUCCGGCUUCAAACUGGCUUCACUUUUCGAUUGGGCCUUCUAUUACGAUGCUCUAUCCUGUCUUAGUGUAUAUCAGUGCCCUAGAUCCGCCCCUGCCUAACUAUAAUGUCUUACUAAAAUCCAUUGCAAAUCUAUAUAUUUGUCUGUGACUGUUCCCGAACCAUUCAUGCAUACUGAUAUUGUCGAUAUUCAUAUGCCGUUUGUGUGAUACUAAUAACUUACUGACCGAGAGUGAGGGCAGUACGGGAAAAUAUCCAACCGAGGUCUUGCUGUAUUGACCGAGCGAUAGCGAGGUCAAUACGGCAAGACCGAGGUUGACUUGGAUAUUUUCCUGUACUACCUGAACGGUUGAGGUCAGUAAGUUUUUUAUUAUAUGGCAUUGUAUGUUUGUAAAAAAUGGAAAAAAGGAAAGGUCACGCGAGGGCAAAGUACAAAGUCCGAAACGGUUUGCAAAAAAAACAAUUGUAAAAAAUCAGUUCUCUUGGUUAGUAAAACUACUCUACAGUAAUUUUUAUAUAGAAUACUAACACAUUUUGGAUAGUAUUUCAAGAAAAAUACGAGGUAUUUCGUCAUUUAAUCCUUUACAAAGACAACAAAUAUGAAAACAAUAAAAUUAAUAAACAGUAUGGACAAGUACGUUUUUAAUUUGCUUCGUCUCAUAAAUAUGUCUCUUUUUAUCGAAAAAACCCAUAAAUUUUCAGGAAAAAAAUAUAAAUCUGUGGCUGCUUUAGUUGUAUUUUUAUUUAGGAUGGUGUCAAAUUCCUCGGCUAACUGCAAACAAGAUUUUCAGCUCUUCACAAAGUCAAAACACAGCUAUUCCUGAUUUCUUUAAUAGUUAUAAACAUUGUAAAAUUUAUGUAUCGAUCAAUUCGAAACUUCACCAUCCUCCCCCCGGGCCCCCCGGGAAUUUGAACUUUUUGAAAUUUGACUGAUAAAAUUCUCCACCCCCUGUGCAAAAAAUGUCUUCAAAUACCCCACCUUCAUAUGUAAAUUAUGAAACAGUAAAUUCAAAAAGUACAAAAUAUAGGGAAAUGUUUUUCGACAUGAUAGCGAAAUUCACGUAAAAAGUUUGUAUACCUUGUGGAAAUUUAACAGUUUUACACAAUUAUGCAGUUAAUGAAAAAACAGCGAAAGUACAACAGCAGGAAAAACCACGCUCCUUGUCAACUGUCGGUCGAAAAGCACGCUCGUGCCAGUCCUUUUUCGCAUUACACAUCGCUCAGCGCGAACAUGAGCGCGUUAAUUGCACCGCCCUAUACAAUCACCCUAAUAUCCCUGUUUCUCACUAUAGCUGUAGUAUUAUUCUCGCUGUAUUAUUAAGGCGCUUACAAAGACAAUUUGUUGUUAUAGAAUGUGUUUUUUAUUUUGAUAUACUUAAAUGUUAUAUUUAAUUUGAUAUAUAUGGCAAAAUAUAAGAUCUCCACCAGUAUAUUGAAAUCUCGACUCAAUAUUUUGCCAUGGUCAAUAAUUUAUCGUAUUAGUAGAAAGCCAAACAGAUUGUAGAAUACCUAAUAUCCGGUUGCUAAUUGGCUAUACCAUAUUUAUUUAUUCUUUAUAAUUUGCAUUCAAUGCAGGUUUGCGCAGGUGACACAGGAAACUUGGUUAUUAUCACUGCUAUGAAUAACAUCGAGUUACGGAAAGCAAAAGAUCUUUUGCUCGACCUAAUCGAGAUAAAGACGGUUUCAAUUCCGGAGGACGUAGAUCGGCAUUCCGAAAGUGGAAAUAUUAAGAAGUUUCUGACAAAGCAAGAGGGAAGUCUACCCAUAAAGAUAUACUUUCACCCUUCAAACGUGCUGGUGCAAAUUGUUGGUGUGGCAGAAGCUGUUACAAAAGCAAUAUCUACAUUCCGACAGUUCUUCGAAUCGAUGCGAAUCAAGAGGCAAUUUUUUAUUGGGAAUCGUAAGCUUACACCAGAUGUUUGGACGUUUUUAGAAAUGCAUUUCGAUGAAAUUAAAAAAGCAAAGGAAGAAAAGUUCUUAAACCUCAAGGUCUCUGUCAAGUUGGAAAAACAACCUUCUGGCAACCAUCAAAUUUCCAUGACAGGAACUGAAGAAAGCUUUCCUGCAUGUAAUAAUAUACUAGAGGAAUUAAUUAUGGAGAUCACACAAAAAGAUGAACUAAUUGAAUUUCCCGGACUACAGAAGCUGUUUGAUGCACAGAUUGGUAAACACGAGCUGGAAAGAAUUGGAAAAAAUUGCAAAGUUUAUAUUAAAGUCCAACCUAGUGCUGCGAUCCCAAGAUCCGCGACUGUUUCAUCCCAUAGUACACAAAGUGGUUAUGAGCGGUAUAAUAUUACUACGAAAGAAGGAGUGCAAUUGUCUUGCAAGAUUGGAAGAAUCGAAAAUGAAAAGGUUAGUUAA